Aspergillus saccharolyticus JOP 1030-1 is the source of this 303-nucleotide messenger RNA. RefSeq lists its product as uncharacterized. The coding region runs from base 1 to 303 and encodes 100 amino acids. The transcript is spliced from 5 exons. Lineage: Eukaryota; Fungi; Ascomycota; Eurotiomycetes; Eurotiales; Aspergillaceae. The record is from RefSeq and is a predicted model, not a curated record.
AUGUGUAUUAAACCGCAAGGUAAUCACCGAGCUGUGAUGAGACUACUAAUAAGCCUGUCAACAAAGGAGUCUCGCCCUGUUACCAGAUAUCUAAUGAGGAUUUGCGUACCUAUAAUACUAGACCCUGGUUGUUCUGCAUCCUCGUACUUGGCAAGGUCAGUAAUCAUGAGAACAGCUCUGGACUACAACACGGAUGUCAUUGCUAUGAUAAGAAAAAAGAUUGUUGAGGAACUUAAGGAGAACCUUCACAGUGCCAAGGUUCAGUUGGAGCUCUUUGAGUUCGAAAGUCUUUAUGAAAAUUAA